Messenger RNA from Spinacia oleracea (spinach), 1818 nucleotides. RefSeq lists its product as uncharacterized. Gene Ontology annotation, molecular function: hydrolase activity, hydrolyzing O-glycosyl compounds. Bases 1 to 714 code for a protein of 237 amino acids. Lineage: Eukaryota; Viridiplantae; Streptophyta; Magnoliopsida; Caryophyllales; Amaranthaceae. The transcript is spliced from 4 exons. Gene Ontology annotation, biological process: carbohydrate metabolic process. The record is from RefSeq and is a predicted model, not a curated record.
AUGACGUGUCACGCGCUCCUUGGAGCCUUCGAUAUCACCGAGGGAGAGUACGUCUCUGCAUUUUUCUCCUCCCCUCUCUCUCUCUCUCUCUCAUUUUCUUUCCAGAACUCCAUUGCUGAGAUAUCAAGACCUCUCAAUCUUUCCUUCAUUUUAAAUCUCCUCUUACCAUCACACCUAUUUUUCCAUUUACUCGGAAAAAUCAAGAUUUGCGAAAGCACGAUUCGAAGAGGAAAAGUAUUAGAUUCCGCCGCGAAGAAGGAGACAUCUCAAAGCAGUGCAACUCGAUUUCUUGUAGGUCGCCAAAUCUGCGACUUAGUUCGUCGGCGUCGUCCAAUUGUUUCUUUGUAUAUAGCAGCAGGUGGACCUGCUAGGGGAUAUUAUGAUGCAGGAGACAAUGUUAAGUACGGGCUACCGAUGGCGUUCAAGGUGACAACCCUGGCAUGGGGAGCUAUCUUCUAUGAGACUCAGUUGCAGGCUGCAGGGGAACAUAAACCUGGUACUGAGAUUGCUGCUGAAACUUCUGCUGCCAUGGCUGCUGCUUCUAUUGUCUUCCGCAAAACUGAUAAAAAAUAUGCUCGCCAACUCCUCAAGAAGGUUAAAGUGCUAGAUGAAACUUUCACGUCUAGAAUGCAACAGUUGCUGAAUUAUCGUGUUCCAGAUUCGGAUCUUGAGCUACCCAGAUGUAUAUUAGAAGCGCAUUCCAUGCUUCACUAGUUGAAAUGGAAAGGGUAUGAUCGCUUCUGCUGCUAUCCUAGCUACCAUAUAUUUUUUUCCUGGCUAAGGAGCAGUGCUAGCUCUACAUGUAUAUCUAGUAUGUACAAUAUUCCGGGAAAAAUCCCUAAAAAAUCUCUACGUUAAGUGUGUAUAGUGAAUACUAAUAGAAUAGUAACUAAAUUUUGACCCUUUUAAGGUGGGGAGGUUUUGUCCUCAUUUUUGUUAUAUUCCCCUUAGAAUUAAAAGAAACAAAAUUGAUAUAAAGUAUAGAAAAAUGAUUUGAGAAGGAGGGUGCGUAGCAAAAGAGUAUAAGAAAGAAUAGAACAUAAUAAUCAUAUGUUAUCAGACUUAUCACAUGCCGAUCAAAUAAGAAUCUAAAUUAUGGAUGAUCACUGUUGGCUGUGGUUAGCCCAUGAAGAUGAUCACUGUUGGAUCAAAAUUGAUGUUCUACAUGUGUAUGUGUGUUGAGUUCGGUUGUGAUUUUCCAUUUGCUUGGUUGCCUUUUGGAUAUUGACUGGUGCUAAAGUAUGAAUCAUGUAAGUAUUUGCAGCUUUAUUGUUUUCAUUAGCAGUAUAAUAUUUCAUUAACCGCUCUAUGGCAUUAGAAUUUUACCUGUUUGUAGCAGGGUGGAGUUAUAUCUGAGCAGCUGGCACUCAAAGGAUACAUUUCAAUAUGGCAUGAGAGGAGAAAAAUAACUCUGAACAUGCUAGAGAAAUGUAUGAAGUUUGCAAUCAUUGAUUAACUCUUUCAUUUUGAAAUUUUCUGGGAAGAAGAGAAUAUGCAUCCUUCAUGUUCACCAACCUCACUUAGGGCAAAGUAGUCAUUUAGAAUAUUAUACUUUUAAACCUCUGAGGGAAACGUCGGUGUGAGCAGCGUCUUAUAAAACAAAGGAUUUGGCCCAAUACUCCUUUUCAAACCUCUAUCUACCAAACACCCAUAUUAGCGUAUUUGACUAGUCAAACCUCCAAUAGUACUUAAAAUCUCUAGUUUUGCCCCAAAACUCUCUCUACCAAACAGGGCCUUUGUAAUUUCCUGAACAUAAUUUUUGUUCUAUUAUUAUUGGAUGGGUAUUUUGCAACCCUAUGUUAUGAAUAUUUUUGUUAA